AUGUCUGUUCAUUUGCUGAAACUGCAACGAUAUUGGAGUCAUUUUGAUCAAUGUCUUAGAUAUCCUCAUUCGUUAAAUAAAUGGAAUCAAGUCUAUAGACUCUUUAGCAACGUUUCCAAUGUAUCAUCUCCGGUAGCUCAUCGGUUAAAUACAGUUGUACCAAAAGGUUUUGAAAAAUAUUUUCCUGGUAAUGGCGGCAAAGGACCAAAACCAAAAGAUCCAGCCGGAAGUCAACGUCCACCGGCACCGCCGAAAGAACCUGCACCUGGUGAAAUACCACCUGAAGGCGGACAGCCUAAACCAGUGACACCCGGUCCAAGUCCGGGUGGUCGUGGAGCUCCUUCGCCGCCCCCAUCAGGUCGUAGUACAGGCAGCGGUGGUGGUAGCGGUUGGCGUGGCCUAGAAUUCAAAUUUACACCAGGAGAUCAAAAUCCGUUUUUUAACAAUCGUACAGCUCUUGCUCUUCUUGUUGGCGGUGGUAUUGCUGCCUACUUUUCAUAUAAUAAUACUUUAUACAGAGAAAUAACAUGGAAAGAAUUCGUUUCCACUUAUCUCUUGAAAGGAUAUGUAGAUAAACUCGAAGUUGUCAAUAAGAAAUGGGUUCGCGUUAAACUUCUUCCUGGUGCACCAGAUUCGCUGCAUAGUUUAUGGUUUGCUAUUGGAUCAGUCGAUUCAUUUGAACGCAAUCUUGAAAACGUCCAAACUGAACACGGAAUCGAUGCCGGUGGUUACGUACCGGUGUUGUAUAAAACAGAAGCUGAUGCAAGUACAGUAUUAAGUGCAGCGUCAUGGUUAUUGCCGAUUGUUUUCUUUGUCUGGUUAUUUCGGCGUGCUGGUUCUGCGAUGGGACAAAUGGGUGGAUUAGGAGGCAAAGGAUCUGGUGGAAUGUUCGGCAUAGGAAAUACUACAGCAAGAAUUGUCAAAGAGAAUGUUGGUACAUCAUUCAAAGAUGUUGCUGGAUGCGAAGAAGCUAAACUUGAAAUCAUGGAAUUUGUUAAUUUCUUGAAAAAUCCUCAACAAUAUCUUGAUCUCGGAGCGAAAAUUCCUAAGGGUGCUAUUCUAACUGGACCACCCGGCACAGGAAAAACUUUGCUAGCAAAAGCGACAGCUGGUGAAGCUGGUGUACCAUUCAUAACCGUAUCUGGCUCUGAAUUUCUCGAAAUGUUCGUUGGUGUUGGUCCAUCUCGAGUUCGUGAUAUGUUUGCAUUAGCACGUAAGAACGCACCAUGUAUCCUAUUCAUUGAUGAAAUCGACGCUAUCGGACGAAAACGUGGUGGUCGUUCAAUGGGCGGACAUAGUGAACAGGAAAAUACUCUCAAUCAACUUUUAGUCGAAUUAGAUGGAUUCACACCGCAGCAAAACGUAAUUGUUUUAGCAGCAACGAAUCGAAUGGAUAUUCUCGAUUCGGCUCUGUUACGUCCAGGCAGAUUCGAUCGACAAAUAUAUGUAGGUUUACCAGAUAUUAAAGGACGUGCAAGUGUAUUUAAAGUGCAUUUGCAACGUUUGAAAACUGCAUUAGACAAGAAUGAAUUAUCAAAGAAAUUAUCAGCUCGAACACCAGGAUUCUCUGGUGCUGAUGUUUCCAAUGUUUGUAACGAGGCAGCAUUGAUUGCUGCUCGCGAUUUAAAUAGCGAAAUUGAAUUGAAACAUUUCGAAGCAGCUAUUGAUCGUGUCAUCGCUGGUAUGGAGAAGAAGUCGCAAGUUUUACAACCAGAAGAAAAACGACAAGUUGCAUUUCAUGAAGCUGGUCAUGCUGUUUGUGGUUGGUUUCUGCAACAUGCCGAACCCAUUCUUAAGGUAUCGAUUAUACCGCGUGGUAAAGCGCUUGGUUAUGCGCAAUACAUGCCCAAGGAGCAAUAUCUCUACACGAAGGAUCAAUUAUUCGAUCGCAUGUGUGUAAUGUUAGGUGGGCGUGUUGCCGAAAUUUUGUUUUUCAAUCGCAUAUCAACAGGUGCACAAGAUGAUUUACAAAAAAUAACUCAAUCAGCUUACUCUCAGGUGGUUCGUUUCGGUAUGUCUGAUAAAGUUGGCUAUGUCUCCUUCGACAUGCCCCAGCCUGGAGAUAUGGCAUUUGAUAAGCCAUACUCCGAAGCAACGGCACAAUUGAUUGACGAUGAGGUUCGAGCAAUCAUCAAACGUGCUUAUGACUUUACUGUUGAAUUGUUAACAUCGAAAAAAGAGCUGAUUGAAAAAGUAGCGAAUCGUCUUCUGGAACGGGAGAUUUUAUCACGCGAUGAUAUGAUUGAAUUAGUUGGUGCACGACCAUUCAAAGAGAAGACAACUUAUGAAGAGUUUGUCGAAGGAACAGGUUCAUUAGAAGAAGAUACGACAUUGCCCAAGGGUUUGCAAGAUUGGAAUAAAGACCGACAAAAGGAAAAAGAACAGCAACAAGUCUCAAACAAAUAG
Molecule: messenger RNA, 2406 nt
Organism: Adineta ricciae
Lineage: Eukaryota; Metazoa; Rotifera; Eurotatoria; Adinetida; Adinetidae
Source: the annotation of a GenBank genome assembly